This is a messenger RNA of Colossoma macropomum (tambaqui), 3858 nucleotides long. It is a transcript of the gene col13a1, whose product is annotated as collagen, type XIII, alpha 1. The transcript is spliced from 40 exons. The record is from RefSeq and is a predicted model, not a curated record. Lineage: Eukaryota; Metazoa; Chordata; Actinopteri; Characiformes; Serrasalmidae. Bases 365 to 2422 code for a protein of 685 amino acids.
UCCUUUCACAGUGUCUGUCCACCGCUCUAGCACUGCACUCACAGUCCACUCCAAUGGCACAACUGAUUCACACGGCAGCGCAGUAACAGCUUUGAGCCGAGCCCGACCUGCCCUCGUCUACCACUGAGACCCUCCAUAAGAAGCAUGCGUCUCCUGAAUUCACUCUAAACCGCGCUGUUUGCUUCUCUCUUUCUUCCCCGAUGUAAAAAAGGCUCGUUUGCCGACUUUAAAAGCACCUCGUGGACUACGCUGCUGGUCACUUUGAUGUUUAUGUUGAAGCCCACGCCGUUUGCUGUUGCUUCUCAUGAGUGAUCUGUAGGGAGGCUCGUGGGUGAGAUCAGCUUGGCACAGGCAGCUUUUUUAGAUGCCCCUCAUGACGAUGGAAGAAGAUAUGAAAUGGAAAGGCUCGCGCCAGGCAGCCGGGGAGAGGACUUGCAGUGAGCAUCCGUGCAGAAGGAGCUUUGGGACGAACCGCAUGGACGUGUGCGCUGUGGCGGUCAGCACGGCGCUUUCUCUCGUGGCGUUUGGGAUUUGCGUUUUGGUCUACCUGAGAACCUCGGAGCUGCAGUCCAGAGUGCUCAGCUUGGAGAAACAACGGGAUCCCGAGCUUUCGGGCUGGAUCUCUCUCGAGCAGGUGGAGCCCAUUCUCUUAAGUCGUUUGGAUCAGAUGCUGGAAGAGAAAUUAGCGUCUCGUCUACCGAAGACUCGAGAGACUCGGGAAGCCCCCCACAGCUGUCUGUGCCCACCAGGACCUCCUGGUCCUCCUGGACGAGCUGGCUUUCCGGGUGACAAAGGAUCAUUGGGCAUUCCUGGAAGAAUGGGCUUAAAGGGAAACACGGGGGAAAAGGGAGCACCAGGGGAGCCAGGUCUGUCUAUCAUUGGCCCACGGGGACCUCCUGGGCAGCCUGGGACUAGAGGAUUUCCUGGCUUUCCGGGUCCCAUCGGUUUGGACGGAAAACCCGGGCAGAAUGGCCUGAAAGGGGAUAUGGGUCCCCGUGGUCCCAAAGGACUUCCUGGCGAACCAGGUCCAAAAGGCGAGAAAGGCGUGUGUGGUGAUUAUACACACCGGAUGUUGCCCAUCACCGUGCGCAACAUGCCCUCAAUAAGCCCUCUAAUUCUAAAGCGCCUGAAGCAGGGCGAGCCUGGAGCACAAGGACCUCCAGGCCCUCCCGGCCCUCCAGGGCCCCCUGGCCUGACUGGUGCUAGUGGACCACCGGGAAAACCUGGAGAACCUGGGAAACCUGGAAAAGACCUGAGGAUGCUGCCAGGAAUGAAGGGUGAACCAGGUGUACCAGGACAAAAGGGUGAUCAGGGUGAGACAGGCCUAAUUGGACCUGAGGGCCCCAAGGGAUCCAAGGGGGAUCAAGGGCUGAAGGGUGAAAAGGGCGAGCCUAGCCCUUCAGGAAUUGCUGUGAAAGGAGAACCAGGAGCACCAGGAUUACCUGGACCCAAGGGUGAAAAAGGUGAUCAUGGCAGUAAGGGUGAAGCAGGACCUGAAGGCCCACCUGGACCAAGAGGUCCCCCAGGCCCAACGGGAGAACCAGGAAAAACAUUAAUUAACAACAAUGAGAACGACAUUCGCAAUGUGCAUUUAAUGGGCCCACCUGGUCUACCUGGUCCUCCAGGGCCUCCUGGGUUACCUGGCACCAAGGGUGAAGUCGGACUUCCUGGUCCUCCUGGUCUUGAUGGAGAAAAGGGUCCUCGGGGGAAACCAGGAGAGACAGGACCCAUUGGCCCGCCAGGGCCUGAGGGGCCACGAGGAGAGGGCGGAGUCAUGGGCUUCCCUGGGCCUAAAGGAGAUAAAGGAGACAUGGGUCCCUCUGGAUCACCUGGUUUAGAUGGCCCUACUGGCGAAAAAGGGGUUGCAGGGCCUCCUGGCCCCUUUGGAUUACCAGGCUCAAUGGGUCAGAAAGGUGAACCUGGAGAGAAGGGAGAAAAAGCAGACUUGGUCUAUGGGCCUCCAGGACCUCCAGGGCCUGCAGGGCCAGUUGGGCCAAUGGGACCUCCAGGAUUGCCCGGGCCAAAGGGGGAGGCAGGAGUGGGUCUGAGAGGAGAGAAGGGAGCUUUUGGACAGAAAGGAGAAAAAGGAGACAGGGGCCACCUUGGACUCCCUGGGGCUCAUGGUUUAGACGGCAAGCCUGGUCCAGUGGGUCUAAUAGGACCGGCUGGUAUGCCCGGACCAGCAGGACCAAAAGGAGAAAGGGGGGAGAAAGGAGAUAUGGGAGUAGCAGGACCAAUAGGGCCUCAAGGCAUCCCUGGUUUAGUAGGACCACCAGGACCGACAGGAAUUCGGGGGGAGAGGGGCAAGAGAGGCAACAGGGGGGCCAAAGGGGAUAAGGGAGACCAAGGAGCCCCUGGAUUAGAUGCCCCCUGUCCAUUGGGUGAUGAUGGUCUACCAGUACCAGGGUGUUGGAAUAAAUGACGUUAAUUCCGGAAUGCCUUGUUUGAUUGUAUAUAGAAUAUUUAUUUUUGUACUGUUUUGCUCUGUUAUAUGAUGGGGAAAAAUACAGAAAAUCAUAAAAAUACUGGCAGGACUUUUGUACAGAUUGUUUAUUUUUAUUACUGGUAAUGUUGUUUAUGUAAUGGAUUUUAUACUGUGCCUAUGCAUUAUGUCAAAAUGUUUUGAUUAAGGAGGAGAUAUACUGUGGCAGCAUAUGCAUGAUAUUUGUGCAUUAUGUUAACUGAUAUGUGCCUAUUAACUUAUUUUAUAAUGGUGUUUUGAUGAGUUGUAACAGACCACGCUGCACUGAUUGGUGGAGCUGGAUAUUAUGAAGUGGCCUUCCAUGAGGAAAACCCUCGAUUCUGAGAUUAAAAUUGACACCAGCAGUUACAAAGUAUACCUAUAGAGGCAACACUGUAAUCUCUAAUGUAUACUGGAAACUACAAGGGCUCAUUUCUAAAAAUGUGCUUACCAUAUGUCUCUUCAUAUUGAGAUUUCUGUAACAGUUUACUUGUGUGACUCACAAUGCAUAAAUGAUUGGUAUUCGUAGAUGAACGUUCAGUAAAUAUUUUAAUCUCUUUGAGAGGGUUUUCUUUAAGAAUCUUUGCAGUCCAAAGUUCAAGGAAAUUAACAAAUUAACAGAGCUAUUGUUGGGCAGCUUUAAGAGGAUUAUCUCUUUGACUAUGCAAAAGCCUUAUGCGUUAUUUUUGCCUUGAUAGGCCACACGUAGAUGUAUAACGUAGAAAUUACAAUUCUGAAUCUUGCUUUAAGCAACUACUUUUUUUUGUAUGCCUUUGCCUUGUGUUAGAAUAGUGCCAAAGUCAUGUUACACAUCUGACCGAUAUUCAUGAAGUCUUCCUUUAAUUUAUAUCAUAUGUAUAUUGCUGCUCUGUUGACAAGCAAGCUGCUGCAUUUGCUUUCACGCUUCUACGCCCUAUUGUACCUCAUCUGAUCAGCAGAAAUGAAGAAAGAAGCCGAGCAAUAUACAGACUUUACUUAAACUUUUUAAAAACUUUAUGCUUUCCAUUUACAACAUGCAGUAUGUCAGGGUCACACGAGGAAGGCCCCUAGCUAAUGUUUGUUUGUUUGUUUGUUUUGUUUUUGUUCUGUUCUUUUGAUUAUUGUUUAACAAGUGUUGAAGAAGUGAUUAGUUUGAUUGAAUGAGUGUAUUGUGUGUAUUCAAUUGCUGCUGCUUACCAUGAAAAGCUCUGUCUGAACUGCAUUUAGCCUGUCAUUCAGAUGAACUACAGUCUGCAACAAUAAUCCACUUCAGUAAACUCAUCAUCGGGCUGUAAUACCUCAUACUAACAUGUGCUGUAAUGCUUCUACUCUGCCAUAGUAGUCAUGAGAAAUAUCAGAAUGUCAGAAAAGCUAUCUACGAGAACAUCAGAAGGAAAAUAAAUUGUAGUUAAACCCUU